Molecule: messenger RNA, 186 nt
Organism: Chondrus crispus (carragheen)
Lineage: Eukaryota; Rhodophyta; Florideophyceae; Gigartinales; Gigartinaceae
Source: the annotation of a RefSeq genome assembly
AUGAUCAAAAAAGGUUCAAAAGUUAGAGUUUUAAGAAAAGAGUCAUAUUGGUACAAAGAUACAGGUACUGUGAUGAAAGUAAAUAAAGAUAUUAAAUAUCCUGUUGUUGUUAGAUUUAUUAAAGAAACCUAUAGUGGAGUUAAUAGUAAUAAUUUUGCUGAAACUGAGUUGAUAUUAGUUAACUAA